Messenger RNA from Lingula anatina, 2689 nucleotides. RefSeq lists its product as uncharacterized. The record is from RefSeq and is a predicted model, not a curated record. NCBI's taxonomy places the organism in Eukaryota, Metazoa, Brachiopoda, Lingulata, Lingulida, Lingulidae.
UGUGUCCACAAAUUACAAUGUGUGUGCACCGGUGCAGUACGUAAACUACAAUCUGUGAUCAUGCAAGGGCAAAUUAAGUGAUGUUAUAUGUGAAGAAAGCAAAAGGUUCUUGAGACACAUAUUAAAAUGAAAGCAAUAGGAGAGAGACUGCAGACUGUGAAAGUCAAAGGCGUAGCAACCUUAGGGCUCUGUUUACUGAUAGCCUUUCUGCUACGACCCCAGGAUAGUUACAAGCUUCAGCCGUCUUGGGUAAAAGAAAGGUCGGAAUCAGAGACACAAGAAGAUUUUGAUGCUUAUAAUAUAGAUAUACAGCUUCCGCCCCCUGUGAUAACAGACCUUGAAAGUGAUGGAGUCAAUGAAGUGGUUUUGAUUCUUCACAACAGUGGGGGCCAGUUUAACUUGGAGAUUCUUGCCACGCCUGAAACCCCAGUGGCCAGCAUUCAGCAGACUCUCCCACAUGUGGAGGUGAGAAAAGAGGUAGUAAUGCCAAUCGGGAAGCGAAAACACCAGAAAUUUGAUCAAAUAAGUGUUCCUGUUGCCAUGGCAACUGGAUACCUGGAGGAGUAUCAGUCCAUGGUCCAAGUAAGAAAACAGGUGAUCGUCAUAGUAACCAGUGACUGGCGUGUACUGUGUUACGAUCAUGAACUCAAUCUGUCUUGGCAAAAGCAGUUAAUAAACACACACGGGACCAGGGGGCGCUAUCAUCUGAAAGCCAUGGGGGCGCUAGUGUUACCACUUCAGCUGAAGAAGAACGACAAGGGAGUUAUUAUUGUGGGUGGAUCUUAUGAACAUGCAACGCACGAUGCUGAGGAAUUAAGAUCUGGCAACAUGAAGCACCGUCCACCCAAGUUAAACACAGGCACUAAUGAUGAUGACGACGAUGACAAAGUACUUCUCACCGAGAGAGACAACUUCACUCAUUUCUCCACAUUUGCUCUCAGUGGUAGAAAUGGAUCCAUCCUGUGGCACCACCUCCCUUCCGAGUUUGAUGAAAAGAUAGAACUACAAAAGAGCAUGUUUGAUGCACACCAUUGGAAGUUAGGCCUGAAGAAGGGGCACAUGCACACUGGAGAGGUGCCCUGGAAUAAUUACCACAGGGAUAUAGUCAGACAGCUGCCUUACAAAUGGAAAGAGGCCUCUGACACAAGAAUCACAGUGGCUCGUUUCAGUCGCCAUGCACAGGACGACCCAUCCGAAAGUGAGGGCGACCUAUUUUCUCACAUUGUCAGUGGAAUCGGUGAUGAGCAUCUUAAGGGGUAUGCUUAUGGUGGACAGAGGCCUCACUCUGACACUGAGCACGUGAAAGACCCCAAUGUCAUAGUGACACACAACCAUGAGGGGCUUGAGGUGCUGAAUAUGUUGUCUGGGCAACCACUUACAAGGUGGCACGUUCUAGCAGAUAGCUACCAGGGCAUCUUUGGAGAUAUGGAUGAUGACGGCCUGGUGGAACACAUAUAUGUACAGUACUCUGAACUGGAAGACAGAGAGAUCAAGGACUGCCAUGUUGUGGCUGAAACUGUUUUUCCUGUAAAAAAGAUAUUAUUCAAGCGAGACCUGUGUACAAGUCCCUCCAGCACGUGGCUUGGAAUGCUGGGAGUUAAUGAGGCCAGAGCCUCAGAAGAUGUGGAGAGAGAUGUACACCCCAUGUUGGUGAAGAGCAUUGCACGGCGACGAGGUAUCAUUCCACACCUCACAGGUGCUACAUUAAAAACAAAACAUAAAGGCCAUGAUGCCAUCUUUCUCCUUAGUAAUGGUCGUGUCACUUCUUAUGGACCAAGUGGAGAAUUGCACUGGCAGGUUCAGACUCCUGCCAAGUGGAACCACAUGACUCUGUUCUAUAAUACCUAUCCUGAUCAUAAACUCUCUAUCUCCUAUGCUCAGGAGUUUAUGCCCAGUAUGAAGGCAAUGUCAUUUCAGGUAUAUGGACCACAGGAAGCUGCUGUGGUAGCAGGAUGGGAUCAUCUUGCUCUUGUAGAUCUAAAGGAGGGAAAUGUGCUUGGGGAGCAUUCAUUACCCUGCCUACCUAUGGUGCCGGUAGUUACUGGGGACUUUGAUAAUGAUGGCUGGACAGAUGUUAUAGUGAUAUGUAACGAAGGCUACUUUGGCUUUUCAAUACAGCGGGCUCCAAACAGGUGGUCCACUUUCCUGGCUGGCUUUGCCUUCAUCUGUGGCGUCAUGCUGAUCAUGGAUAUCUUGCUACAGAAGUCAAAGAGCUCAGAGCAAGGAGGCACUCCCUCAACCAUCUAAUAUUGACUCCCAUGAAGACAAUGCACAUUAUACUAACACAUCUGUCAUAAGAAUCCACCCCAAUUUUGUAUUCUGUCUCAUUAUUAUUUUUCCUUGUAUGUAUUCAGUUUUGUUAUUCAGUCAUUGCAAAGUGUUAUUUGUGAGCAAAAGCCACAGAUAAUGGUCAUUACAUUUUUUUAAAUGUUUUGUACAUUAAUUUUAUUUUUAUUUAUUUUGGCGGGAGGGGUUCAGUAAACAGUUUUUUUAUUGUGCAACAGCAGAUAAAAAGAUUAUAACCAUGUAAUUCAGCACAAUUACUUCAGAGCUUUCAUCUGAUCAAUGCAUUUCCAACCAGUGACUGAUCUUUUACUCCAAUUUUUACUAUAAACUAAAAUUAUAAUACAUAAAAUUGCCUGCUGUAUUGGAAUUUGCUUUUCAAUACUUUCGAAGACAUAUGAAGCCC